This is a messenger RNA of Fonsecaea multimorphosa CBS 102226, 1314 nucleotides long. RefSeq lists its product as uncharacterized. Gene Ontology annotation, biological process: homogentisate catabolic process; L-phenylalanine catabolic process; L-tyrosine catabolic process. NCBI's taxonomy places the organism in Eukaryota, Fungi, Ascomycota, Eurotiomycetes, Chaetothyriales, Herpotrichiellaceae. The record is from RefSeq and is a predicted model, not a curated record. The coding region runs from base 1 to 1314 and encodes 437 amino acids. The transcript has 5 exons. Gene Ontology annotation, molecular function: fumarylacetoacetase activity.
AUGGUUGCCGUCUCCUUUCCGGUGGUGAUUCCAGAGGAUAGCCCUUUCGGCCCCUACAACAUACCCUUUGGAAUUUUCAGCACACCACAGGGUGUUGGUCUUGGAACCAAACCACGCGCCGGAGUGGCGCUCGGGGAGUUUGUCAUCGAACUCCAUGAGCUGGCUCAGCACGGAGUAUUCGAUGCGCACCAAAACACCUCAAAGAUCUUGAAACAUGUUUUCCUCGAGCCCUCGCUGAACUCGUUCGCUGCGUUGGAAGCCAGCGAAAGGAGAUGGGUCAGACUGGCAAUCAUCGAGAAUGUCACUAGCGAAAAGUCAGUCCUCUUUACGGAUCCACGCCUGAACAAGAAAGCCUUCGUGUUUGGCCGCGACGCGCAAAUGCACCUACCUAUGGACAUCACCGACUAUACCGACUCGUUUUCAUCUCUCAUUCAUGCCGAGAACUCUCUGAAACCUUUGGGACUUGACCUACCUCCAGCGUUCAAGCUCUAUCCACUUGGAUACAAUGGUCGUCGCUCCUCCAUCUUCCUGUCAGGCCACCAGAUCCAUCGGCCAAGUGGAUUUUUCGUUAAAGAAGGCGAGACACAGCCGGCUUUCCAAAUAUCUAGACAGGUAGACUUUGAGAUCGAGCUUGGAGCCUUUAUUUCGAAGCCGGUCCCCCAUGGAAGGACAAUUGACACGAAGACUGCUGCAGAUCAUAUUUUCGGCUAUGUCCUCCACAACGACUGGUCAGCCAGAGAUAUUCAGCCGUAUGAGAUGCCUCCACUAGGGCCAAUGCAUUCUAAGGGCUUUAUUACGACAAUCUCACCCUGGAUUGUGACUGUCGAUGCGCUGGCAAAUUGUUGUACUGGCCCGCCGACGUCGAACGCAAGCCCGAUCCAUGCAUCGCUCGUUACCGACGAGACGAGUCAUGGUGUGUAUGAUAUUGAGUUUACAGCUUCGGUGGCUCGUUGUGGCAAUAGCCCCAUCGAGAUUGUUCGGUCGAACUAUCGCCAUUCUUACUGGAGCAUUCCACAAAUGAUAGCAUACCAGUCCUCAGGGGGUUGGGGUAUUAGUACAGGUGAUCUGGUGGCCAGUGGAACCAUUUCAUCUCCAGUGCCAGAGGUCAAGAAAGGACUAGGCACGUAUGGAUGUCUAUUAGAGAGCUUUGCGCAGAAACACGAGCUGCCCGCAAUUGCCGGCAAACCUAUGUCCUGGCUCGAGGAUGGCGAUGAACUCACCAUCCAAGGCUGGUUCAAGACGGCUGAUGGUAGAAGAUGUGGAUUUGGCAAAGUGUCGGGCGUCGUGGUGCCGGGUCCGUCGUGGCCUUCGUAG